GCCAGUGGUGUCAGCGAGCACUCAACUUCUCUCUCUGGUGAAGUGGGUUUACUUGAACUUAAGGAAGAAAAAAUGUCUCCACUUCUGAGAAGCAUCUUCGAUAUCACUGAAGUUUUCAAUCAAUAUGCCUCACAUGAUUGUGAUGGAGCAGCACUGUGCAAGAAAGACCUGAAGGACCUCCUUGAAAGGGAAUUUGGAGCUAUUCUUCGGCGACCACAUGAUCCUGAAACGGUAGACUUGAUCCUGGAACUUCUGGACCGCGACUGUAACGGGCUGGUCGAUUUCAACGAGUACCUCCUGUUCAUUUUCAAAGUGGCUCAGGCUUGUUACUACGCGCUGGCCGAGGCCUCCGGGCUGGAGGAGGAAGCCCCGGGUGAGGGGAAAGGGGCCCCGUUACUAGACCGCAGGCAAGAAGACCAGAGGAGGUUUGACCCCCGGGACAGGGAGGAGGAAGAGGAACGCAGGCAGAAGAGGCAGGAACAAGAGAGGGAGCUCGCUGAGGAAGAGGAGCCGAGGGAGAAGCUAGAGAGGCGCGAGCAGCGGCUGCAGAGGCGGGAGCAGGAGGCGCUCCUCGAGGAGGAAGAGGAGCUGCAAGAGCGCAAGGGGCUGGCGCAGGAGGAGUUUCCCGACCGAGAAGAGCAAAGGCUAGAAAGGCGGGAGCAGCGAGAGCGCCAGCGCCUUGAGGAGAAACUGCGCGAGCUCCAGGAAGAGGAGCAGCUACCCCGGCGGGAACGGCAGGAGCUGAGAAGGAAGCGCCUGGAGGAGGAGGAGGUGGAAGAGCAGCUGCAGAGGCUUAGGCGCGGGCGCCAGGAGCCCCUGGAGCAGGAGCUGAGGCGGGAGCAGGAAGAGAGGCGCGAGCAGCAGCUGAGGCGGGAGCAGGAACCACGCCUGGAACGGAAGCUCAGGCGGGAGCAGGAGCUCAGGCGGAAGCAGGAGCAGGAGCAGGAACCGCUCUUGGAGCAGCUGAGGCGGGAGCAGGAAGAGAGGCGCGAGCAGGAACCGCGCCUGGAGAAGCUGAGGCGGGAGCAGGAGCUCAGGCGGGAGCAGGAGCAGGAGCAGGAGCCGCUCUUGGAGCAGCUGAGGCGCGAGCAGGAAGAGAGGCGAGAGCAGGAGCUCAGGCGGGAGCAGGAACCACGCUUGGAACGGAAGCUGAGGCGGGAGCAGGAAGAGAGGCGAGAGCAACUGCUCAGGCAGGAGCGGGAGCAGGAGCUGAGGCGGGAGCAGGAACCGCGCCUGGAGAAGCUGAGGCGGGAGCAGGAAGAGAGGCGCGAGCAGGAGCUGAGGCGGGAGCAGGAGCUGAGGAGAGAGCAGGAACCGCGCUUGGAGAAGCUGAGGCGGGAACGGGAGCAGGAGCUGAGGCGAGAGCAGGAACCGCGCUUGGAGAAGCUGAGGCGGGAGCAGGAAGAGAGGCGGGAGCAACUCCUGAGGCGAGAGCGGGAGCAGGAACCACGCUUGGAACAGAAGCUGAGGCGGGAGCAGGAGCCGCUCUUGGAGCAGCUGAGGCGCGAGCAGGAGGAGCGGCGAGAGCAGCAGCGGAGGCGGGAGCAGGAGCUGGCUGAGGAGGAGGAGCUGCAAGAAGAGUCCGGCGAGCUGGGCGAGAGCCGCGCCCUGCGGUGGCAGCGGCAGCUGGAAAGCGAGGCCGAAGCCCGGCAGAGCAAGGUGUACUCGCGGCCGCGCAGGCAGGGGCCGCUGAGGCGCCGCCAGGAGCAGGAGGAGGAGGCGGAGAGGCGGCUGCAGGAGCGCAAGCAGCGGCUGCGGGAGCGCGAGCAGCGGCUGCGGGAACUGCAGGAGGAGGAGCAGCGCCUGAGCCAACGGGGAUUCGAGCGGAGGCGGGAGCGGCAAUUCCUAGAGCAGGAGGAGCAGCUCCUGGAGGAAGAGCGGCGCCAGGAGGAGCUGCUCCGCGACCAAAAAUGGAGGUGGCAACUAGAGGAGGAAAGCCAGAGGCGCCGCCACACACUGUACUCCAAGCCUGCUCUGCGCCAGCAGCUGCAGCGCGAAGAGGAGCAGCUGCUGAGGGAGGAAAGAGAGGAGAAAAGACGCCUUCAGGAAGAAGACAGAAAGCUCCGUGAGGAGGAACAGCAGCUGCGCCGCCAGGAGCGCGACAGAAAGCUCCGGGAGGAAAAACAGCUCGUCCGGGAACGGGAAGAAGAGCAGCUGCGCCGCCAGGAGCUGGAGCAAGAGCUUCGCCAGGAGGAACGGCAGCUGCGCCGCCAGGAGCGCGACAGAAAGCUCCGAGCGGAGGAACAGCUCCUCCAGGACCGGGAGGAACAGCAGCUGCGCCAGGAGCGCGACAGGAAGCUCCGAGCGGAGGAACAGCUCCUCCAGGACCGGGAGGAACAGCAGCUGCGCCAGGAGCGCGACAGGAAGCUCCGAGCGGAGGAACAGCUCCUCCAGGACCGGGAGGAACAGCAGCUGCGCCGCCAGGAGCUCGAGCAAGAGCUGCGCCAGGAGCAGCAGCAGCUGCGCCGCCAGGAGCGCGACAGAAAGCUCCGAGCGGAGGAACAGCUCCUCCAGGAACCGGAGGAACAGCAGCUGCGCCGCCAAGAGCUCGAGCAAGAGCUUCGCCGGGAGGAACAGCAGCUGCGCCGCCAGGAGCGCGACAGAAAGCUCCGAGCGGAGGAACAGCUCCUCCGGGAACGGGAGGAACAGCAGCGGCGCCGCCAGGAGCUCGAACAAGAGCUGCGCCAGGAGCGCGACAGGAAGCUCCGAGCGGAGGAACAGCAGCUGCGCCGCCGGGAGGUCCAGGAGCAGCUUCGCCGGGACCGCGACAGAAAGUUCCGCGAAGAUCCACAGCUCCUCCAGGAGCGGGAAGAGCAGCUGCUGCGCCGCCAAGAAGAGCAGCAGCUGCGGGAAGAGCAGGAGCUGAGGCGCCGGCAGGAACGGGAGAGGAAGAUCCGGGAGGAAGAGCAGCUCCGCCAGCUGGAGGAGGCGCAGAGGCGCGGCCGCGGCUGGGAGGGAAAGGAUCAGGGCCGGCAGCAGCUUUUGGAGUCCGGCAAGCGUCCGUUUGCCCGUGCCCCGGUGCGCUCCAGCCCCCUCUAUGAGUACAUCCAAGAGCAGAGGUCCCAAUACCGUCCUUAAGAAAUGCUGCCGCCUCCAAAGCUUCCGCAAAGGAAAAUGGGAAACACUGGGUCCCAGAUGAUUCAAAUGUUUUUGGUUGUGGGGAAACUGUUAUGUUAGAAUGUCUUUUUUUUUUCCAAAGUCUUAAACUAGACUCAUGUCAUGGACUUUGUACUUCUUUUAGUCUUCCUCAAGUAGUUCUUUACUGCAGGCUGUCUUUGCUCUUUGGUGCAGAUGUGGUGUGCAUUUAAAAAAAAAAAACAAGUCAUUUAAUGUGUUUAAGGAGUUUUGUUUGGGGAACACGUUCAUUUGCUGCUUUCAGAAGUAACAAGAAUAAUCAGAUGGGAGAGUCAAAAGAAUCAGGUCUGUUUUUUAAAUGGUUGACCUAUCUGGUGGAGAAUUAAGAUGUUUUUAGUGUUCAAGUUGGUAUUUCUUCUUGGGCCUAAAUUACAUUUAUAUUUACCUCCACAUAACCUCUCAUCUUUUUGGCAUAAUUGGCAUAGAUUGUGAAAGGGGGCUGGAUUUUUACUGUAGGGAAACUGACUUCUACAGAAACUGACUUGCACAG
Messenger RNA from Pipistrellus kuhlii (Kuhl's pipistrelle), 3625 nucleotides. RefSeq names its product trichohyalin (gene TCHH). Gene Ontology annotation, molecular function: transition metal ion binding; calcium ion binding. The transcript is spliced from 6 exons. The record is from RefSeq and is a predicted model, not a curated record. NCBI's taxonomy places the organism in Eukaryota, Metazoa, Chordata, Mammalia, Chiroptera, Vespertilionidae. Gene Ontology annotation, biological process: intermediate filament organization. Bases 73 to 3078 code for a protein of 1001 amino acids.